UACAAACUCUUAUCCUUCCUCCUUCUCCUUAUCUUACAACAUACAUAUUUAUAUACUUAUCUACACACUUCUCCUUUUCCAGUUAUUCUUUCCACAACAAAACCCAAACAAUGUUUACACUCUCUCUCUCUCUCUACCACCAAAAUCUAAAUUUCUUCUCUCACCUUCAAUCUCCUUCCUUAGCUUACACCUUCUGCAAAUGGGGUCCUCUCAUUCUCACGCUUCUCGCCACCCUUCUCAUUCUCCGCUUCCGCCAGACCACCACUUCCAUCCCUCUCAUCACCGCCGAUUAUGAUUACUCUGAUGCCGAAGAUGACGACCACGAUGACGCGGCAUCUUCAACAUCGGAGCUCGAAGACGACCAAGAAGAAGAAAAACAAGAAGAAAGAACGAACGAGUGUUUCAGAAUGGGAGGUUCUACAAACGACGAUCCUCAGUUCCUACGACGUCCUAGCUUUGGUGAUUUCUUGUCGCUUUCGGAAAUCGCCAACACGAAAAGCGUCGUAAAGUUAUGGGACUCUAUAGGGUUUGGGCUAGGGUUUGACCGUUCAUGUUCUUCCUCCAAUGAAAAUGUGGUGUCCGUUUACCGUGGAGAGCAUGGACUCUGCCCUAAUCAGGCGGUGUUGGUUUCUGCCGGAGAAAAUGCGGCGGGUAAUUUAGCGAUGAGGGUUUGGGACGCGCGGCUCCGACGACGGAUACCGGCGGUGAUGGCGGAGUGGGGUCCGAGCCUUGGAAAGGCCGUUGGAGUUGAAUCGUGCGAAGUACACAAGGUUUUCGUCAGAGAUAACGGCGGUUACGGGAUGACGGUUGGUGACAUCAGAAAAGCGAAGUCGCCGUUGGAAAAGGUAAGGGAUUCACACUGGAUCUGUGAUGGCCAAAUUCAUUCAUUAUAAAAAUUUAAAUAUUAUAAAUUAUUUAUUUGUACAGCAUUUUCUCUCAUGUACAGGAGCAAUGGCAAUAAAAUUUAUUUAUCUAUAAGAUUUUGCAUAA
This is a messenger RNA of Vigna angularis (adzuki bean), 990 nucleotides long. RefSeq lists its product as uncharacterized. NCBI's taxonomy places the organism in Eukaryota, Viridiplantae, Streptophyta, Magnoliopsida, Fabales, Fabaceae. Bases 111 to 893 code for a protein of 260 amino acids. The record is from RefSeq and is a predicted model, not a curated record. The transcript has a single exon.